AGAUCACAGUAGUAAGGCACACAAAAAAUGCAGGAGGCGGGAACAGUAAAUAAAUAAACCAGUGUCCAGCGCCGGUGGAUGCUCAGCGCAACAAGUUCGCUUGUUAGUCAACCCGAAAUGUCAUCUACUCGGUGCUCCUGCCUUUGUGUUUGACAGCUCGACAACUCUGACAACCGCUUUUCCCCUCUUCCAGUCUUGUCUACCAUUUUCCCUUUACCCACGGACUUCUUCCUUUAGAGGACGAUUAGGUGGACAUUCGACCCUAAUUUCUCUUCCCGGAGUCCGCCGCGGAAAUGAUAUACUCGACAGCAUAUCUACCCAGAUUCCACGGCUGAAGAUGAUGGAACACCAGGAGCAGAGUGAUGACAUCAGUGUCCUGAGCCCGCUGGAGUUGCUGGCAGAGGCCGCCAAGGAGGAUGAUGGACACUGCCAACCACAGUUCAGGCUGCAACUGAUUGAUGACCUGACCUAUGAAGAUGUCAAGAAAUGCUACAGGGGCUCGACCGUCAGCAAGUACAAUUCCCAGUACCACAAGCUGUUCCAGACCGUGCCCAAGGAGGAGAUCCUCAUGAAAGUGUAUUCCUGCGCUCUUCUCCGAGACAUCCUACUUCAGGGCCGCCUCUACAUCUCCCGCAACUGGCUGUGUUUCUAUGCCAACCUCUUUGGGAAGGACAUCAAGGUGGCCAUUCCAGUGGUGUCAGUACGGCUGGUGAAGAAACACAGGACAGCAGGCCUAGUACCUAACGGGUUGGCCAUCACUGUGGACACCAGCCAGAAGUAUGUGUUUGUGUCCUUGCUGUCCCGAGACAGUGUCUACGAUGUCCUCAGGAGGAUCUGUACACACCUUCAGGUGAAUGGGAAGAAAAGCCUUAGCCUGAAGCAGUACUUGGAGGAGCCUAGCUCACUAUCUAUGGAUGAGUUCCCUGUGGUCAAUGACUUCCCUCCAGUGUUGAAGUGGAGGAGAAAGCCGUCCAUUCCGUCCGUGUCCUCCUCUCUCCCAGACCUCCUGGGGAACUCCACCAGCAGCCUGAGUGCAGUGGACACCCCCUACCUACCCACUGAGGUUCCACUGACAUUGAAGAGUAAGAUCAAAGAGCGGAGUCUGGAGACGGAGAAGAUCCUCCUGGCAGAGCCAGUGCCAGAGCUGGGCCACAUGGAGUACCAGCUGCUCAAGUUCUUCAUCCUUCUUAUCAUUCUGCUCAUCAUGUCCUCCUGCUACCUGGCCUUCCGUGUGUGUAGUCUGGAGCAGCAGCUGUCCUUCCUCAAUACACAUCCGACAGUGCACAUGAGAGAGAGGUAACACUUGCUGUAUGCUGCGUCCCCAUUGGACAGAUGUCCUGUCAGUCACGGAGGUUCUCCUGAUGAUUGGGCAAACAGAGACUCGGUUCAUUUACCUGUCCGACCAUGUAGGUGUGGAGGAGUGCCCUGCUGGUUCAAUGAGAAGACAAUGACUUGAGAAAAGCCCAGACCUGAAGCAAAAACUGCACUUAAACAGACAGCCUAGUAGGGGGUGCCAGUGAGUCAAUAAUCCUCUUGUCAUUCCCCAGAAAGACUAUGGACCCCUCGGACAAGAGACUAGGAUGGAAUGAGGAGAAUGGAGGAGGAUCGGAAGUAGAGGACUACAGAGUAGAUGUCAAUAGGGCUGUGCCAACCAAGCUCACCUGACCUUUGACCUCAAUGUCCUUAUUUUACUGCCAAGGAAUUACAAUUACAAUUCCAGUCGACUGAUCAGACACUUUCGCAUUCAGGAUUUUAGUCUUUUUUUUUUUUUUUCAGAGACUUUUUCAACAGGAACAGACUGAACCCAGUGGGUGUUUUUUGUGUACACUUUUGUGGAGAGAUGCUGCCAGAGAGACUGAAGACAAGGCAUUCCAUUCCGAUAAGGAACUCAACCUGACCUGGUCAAACAGUUCCCACCGCAACCCACCCGGCUAUGUUUACUGAGCACCGUCACUAAGGCACGAACUCUCCUGUACCCUAAUGAAGAAACUAUUUCAAUAGACAUUAUUAUCAGAACUUUAUCUGCCUGUCAGAAUUGUGAGAUGAUAUGCUAGAGUUACGGCUGAAUUAUAGCGGUCUUGUCAUGCAAACUGAAAACAUGGUACCGUGUGUGUCAGGUGAGGUGUGUCAGGUGAGGUCGACAAGUCAUGAAGUGAAAGGUGCGCUCGUGUGUGCGUGUCAGUGUGGGUGCGUGUUUACGUGUGUAUGAGUGUUUUCAACAUUAUGUGUGCAACUUAAACAAGUGACUAGGAAUAUCUCAAGGUAGCGUGCAGCUUCUCCACCUGACAAACGAUGCCUGCAUGUAAUGUAACACUAGAUAUUGACCGAAUUGUAAAGCCAUUGUCUGUGACACUGUUGCAUGGAUGUUAUCGAUGGAGUGCAACUAACGCAGAGUAAAGCAGUGAAGGUAUCGAGAGAGACGCAGGUUGACAGUGAAUGUCGUUGCUGUUCACUUGUUCCUUAACGUUCCACGUGGAGGUGUGUACUAUAGAGAUUGUACAGUACUUGAAACCUAAUCAUUGCAUUUCAUAGGAGAUUAUGUAUUCAUGUCAUCCAUGGUGUGGAAAAAUAUUGCAUCCACUUCAGCUACUAGGUGCACCUUUUUAAAGCGUAUCUGAGGCUGUUUCAGAGAGAAUUGUGUAGACUAGAGUGUAUUUACUACUAGAGCCUGUAUGUAUUUAUUUGUGUGCAAUUUUGUACUGAGUCAGAAAGGCAUGUUGUUUUUAGUGAGUCGGUAUGGGUGUUUGUUCACUGACGUAUUUCUAACAUGGGUCGUGUUCAUUUUGCACAAAAUGGGGGGGGGAAACUGAUUUUAAAUUAACUACUUGGAUUUGUCCAAUCGUGCCCUAAUGAAUACGACCCUGUCUUGCAGUAGGGCUGGAGUCAGCAGUGCCGUGCGUAACUGUGAGACAGCAGUGACUAAUAAACAGCCUUCCUUGC
This is a messenger RNA of Oncorhynchus nerka (sockeye salmon), 2940 nucleotides long. RefSeq names its product GRAM domain-containing protein 2A. The transcript has 12 exons. NCBI's taxonomy places the organism in Eukaryota, Metazoa, Chordata, Actinopteri, Salmoniformes, Salmonidae. Gene Ontology annotation, biological process: regulation of store-operated calcium entry. The record is from RefSeq and is a predicted model, not a curated record. Gene Ontology annotation, cellular component: endoplasmic reticulum membrane; extrinsic component of cytoplasmic side of plasma membrane; organelle membrane contact site. Bases 338 to 1300 code for a protein of 320 amino acids. Gene Ontology annotation, molecular function: phosphatidylinositol-4,5-bisphosphate binding.